CUUCAAUGCCUGUGGUGUCAUUGAUCGUAGAUCGCCAUUAUCAACUGGCGCAGUUCACACUUAAUCAUCAUCACCAAUGGGAAUUGAAGAACUUGGUACUAAGGAGGAGCUUCGGGAUUACCUUGGAAGUCUUAUCCAUGCACUCAGAUCGCAUAAACCUUGUACGAAUCUUCGCCGGAGUGAUCCACUAUGGUGCGGCAAAAUCUCUUGCCUCAGACUUGCGAGUCAGUGGUGUCUGAUGCAUGACUGUUGGGAUAGUGAGAAGAAAUGCAAAGAUAAGAGAUGUAUGCGUUCCGAAUUGGUCGUUACGCAUUGGGUGAACUGCACUUAUGCUAGAUGUUUCAUGUGCUCACCUUGGAUACGACCAGAAUCGCUGGAAAGCGAGCCGAAACAGUUUUUGGACGAAUGUUUCGGUACCCAUUGCUUUCUUGGACGAAAUAUCGAACCUCUACUUAUCAAAUAUCGCGAGAAGGUCGACAAAAUGUAUGCUGCGGUAAAUGCAGCAGCCAAUUCAGUCGACGAAACGGAAAGCAUGCAGAUUAACGUAACUAUAGUUAACGCUGAUUCCGAGGAAGAAGACGAAGAUAAUGUUGUAUUUAUCAUGGAGGAUGAAGCAUUCAUCGAAUUCACAUGCAAGGCCCCAGCAACUUCGCCCCAGAAUUGUGUUCAAAACGGCACUAUUAACAACGGGCAAUAUUCACUCAACUUGAGUGAAUUGUAAUUCUCACUCCUCAUGUACGUUCUGCGAUCUCUAUCUGAUUUCGGUGGAGCCGAUGCUGCAAGCAGUUGAUGGUUUCUCUUACUGCUCCUAACAGCACUCUCUCAUAAAAAAUAACGUAAUGUUAGAUUGCAGAUGAUUUUGUAACACAAAAGUUGACAAGGAGAUUCUUUAUAGUGACUGUGGCUUUUUGAGGUAAG
Cylicocyclus nassatus is the source of this 918-nucleotide messenger RNA. NCBI's taxonomy places the organism in Eukaryota, Metazoa, Nematoda, Chromadorea, Rhabditida, Strongylidae. The record is from the annotation of a GenBank genome assembly.